Molecule: messenger RNA, 399 nt
Organism: Saccharomyces eubayanus
Lineage: Eukaryota; Fungi; Ascomycota; Saccharomycetes; Saccharomycetales; Saccharomycetaceae
Gene: SWC7
Product: Swc7p
Exons: 1
Coding region: 1-399 (132 amino acids)
Source: RefSeq, a predicted model, not a curated record
AUGGAUUGUCCUUUAAACAUCGUACUAUUGCUACUGCAAAUCAUUUUACAGCGCCAGCAAGCGCUCAGUCAUCGGGAUAAGUCACUCAACUUGGAAGAGUUGUUAAAGGAGCCUAUCAUCGACAAUGAAAUCCUUACAGAAUUCAAGACACACAAGCUGGUCCAAUUGUACGGCCCCCAGUACUACCGCGACAUAUCCCUAAGAGGUCUCAAGACAAUGGUAACGGAUAUCUUCGCAAACGGAAUCCAGGAAACAGCCCAACCAUCAGAUACAGACGAGCCAAUAACUGUGGUCUCGCUAGCCAACCACUACUAUGCGCAAAGGAUUGAUGAACUACAGGGAAGAGAACUGCCUCAACUAAAAGAGCAGUUGCUCAAUAAGCUGGAGCACAUGACCUAG